Molecule: messenger RNA, 720 nt
Organism: Myodes glareolus (Bank vole)
Lineage: Eukaryota; Metazoa; Chordata; Mammalia; Rodentia; Cricetidae
Source: RefSeq, a predicted model, not a curated record
AUGGUGAAGUAUUUCCGAAGUUCCUGGGACCAAGUGUUCGCUGCCUUCUGGCAACGGUACCCGAAUCCCUAUAGCAAACAUGUCUUAACGGAAGACACAGUACACUGGGAGGAGACCCCUGACCAGAAUCUUCUGUCCCGGAGACUCCUGACCAAGACCAACAGGAUGCCACGUUGGGCAGAGCGACUUUUUCCUGCCAACGUUGCUCACUCGGUGUACAUCCUGGAGGACUCUAUUGUGGACCCACAGAACCAGACCAUGACCACCUUCACCUGGAACAUCAACCACGCCCGGCUGAUGGUGGUGAAGGAACGAUGUGUUUACUGUGUGAACUCUGACAACAGUGGCUGGACCGAAAUCCGUCGGGAAGCCUGGGUCUCCUCCAGCUUAUUUGGUGUCUCUCGUGCUAUCCAGGAAUUUGGCCUUGCCCGGUUCAAAAGCAAUGUGACCAAGACAAUGAAGGGCUUUGAGUACAUCUUGGCCAAGCUACAAGGGGAGGCCCCUUCCAGAACACUCGUUGAGACAGCCAAAGAGGCCAAAGAAAAAGCAAAGGAGACGGCACUGGCAGCUACAGAGAAGGCCAAGGACCUGGCCAACAAGGCCGCCACCAAGCAGCAGCAGCAGCAGCAGCAGCAGCAGCAGCAGCAGCUCGUGUAGCUGCUCCCUUCCUCUCCCUUCUCUUCACUGUACUUGACUAUUAAAGAUGCGCCUCCAGCCCUC